Ipomoea triloba (trilobed morning glory) is the source of this 867-nucleotide messenger RNA. RefSeq names its product acyl carrier protein 1, mitochondrial-like. Lineage: Eukaryota; Viridiplantae; Streptophyta; Magnoliopsida; Solanales; Convolvulaceae. Bases 118 to 486 code for a protein of 122 amino acids. The record is from RefSeq and is a predicted model, not a curated record. Gene Ontology annotation, biological process: fatty acid biosynthetic process. Gene Ontology annotation, cellular component: mitochondrion. Gene Ontology annotation, molecular function: acyl carrier activity; acyl binding. The transcript has 2 exons.
AAAUACCGAAAUUGCCCUGGAGCUAAAGUCUAACUCACUCACUCGGCAGUUCAGUCGCAUCCCCCCAAGUCCCAACUAACUGACAAAGGAGACACAGAGGCACCUGAGACAAGAGGAAUGGCGUCGGCGUUGAGAUCAGCUAUACUCCGUCACGUGCGAGUCCCGGCGGCUCAAGCCAUAUCAGCCACCGGAUCGCGACUCAGCUCGGCUCGAUGGAUGUCGUCGCACGACGACCACCUCAGCAAGGAGGAAGUCGCCGGCAGAGUCCUCGACGUUGUCAAGACCUUCCCCAAAGUCGAUCCCUCCAAGGUCACUCCUGAUGUCCAUUUCCAGAAGGAUCUGGGCUUAGACAGCUUAGACAAUGUUGAGAUUGUAAUGGCUCUCGAGGAAGAGUUCAAACUGGAAAUUCCAGACAAGGAGGCUGUUAGGAUCGACUCAUGCACACUUGCAAUUGAGUAUAUUUAUAACCAUCCGAUGGCAGGUUAAGGUUUUAAGCACAGCCUUGAUUUUGAGUUUUGUUUGGGAAUGGUUGUGAUGUCCUGAUUUGUGGAAGAUCAUGGAAACCUGAUCCAUAAGGAAAUAUCCAAUAAUCAUUAUGGUGGACAGAUAGUCAUUCUGGAAGCUUUGGACUCCGUACUUUUUUCAUUGGUAGUUUGCUUUUAUUCUGCAGAUGUGGUUUAAUUUUCAUGCUGCUGCAAUCUUUCCUUUCUUCAUAUUUACUUUAGUCAAUGGUCUCACAAUUUGGCCCCCGAUCUCUAACGGGAUCAAACCAUGAAUUUCAUUUUACACCUGCUUGUCUGAUAAUUUGUGUUUGUGACCAAAACAUGAGCCUUCCCUGUGAUGAUUUUUGUGAUAAUUUUCCUGCAA